Messenger RNA from Paramisgurnus dabryanus, 1302 nucleotides. It is a transcript of the gene rsl1d1, whose product is annotated as ribosomal L1 domain containing 1. Gene Ontology annotation, molecular function: RNA binding. The record is from RefSeq and is a predicted model, not a curated record. NCBI's taxonomy places the organism in Eukaryota, Metazoa, Chordata, Actinopteri, Cypriniformes, Cobitidae.
UCAAAAUAAAAGUCUUGUGACGUUUACAUUGGCGGUGCGCUUGCGCUGUGCUCGUUCUCUAAACACGUGCAAACAUGGAGCCCACACGAGAUGAAUUGGAUCUCGAUCGGUCUCAGGUGAAAAAAGCAGCCCUAGCUUUACAAGCCUUUUUAAAAAGCACAACUUCAACCCAGAAACUAUUUUUGAAUGAGGGUCAACCCAUCUCUCUUCUCUUUACCCUGUGGAAAAUCCCUAAAAAGGAGCAAACCAUUCGCAUUCCUUUACCCAGUGGACUGAGAACAGAAUCAGGGGAGGUAUGUCUGUUCACCAGAGAUGAGCCCAAAAUGACAUCAGAACAGACAGUGACCUUCUACAAAAGGUUGCUUACAGAGAGAGGAGUCAAAAAUGUCACAGAGGUGAUUCCCUUCAGAGUGUUGAAGACGGAGUACAAGCCAUUCGAAGCCAAGAGACGACUACUGGGCAACUUUGAUUUGUUUCUCUCAGAUGCACGCAUUCGCCGCAGGUUACCCUCCCAUAUUGGGAAGCAUUUCUACGAAAAAAAGAAGGCUCCUCUGUCUGUGGAUUUAGAGAGCAAACACAUGGCCAGAGACUUGGAACGUCUCAUUCAGGGCACCACCCUCACUGUUUCAAAGAAAGGAUCAUGUUGUAUGGCACGUGUGGCACAUUCAGGCAUGACUACAGAUGAGAUGGUGGACAACAUAGUCGCAACAGUUAACACAGUCUCCACAAAGUUAGACAUGAAAGGAAGAAACAUUAAAAGCAUACAUUUAAAAAGUCUGACCUCAGCCGCACUGCCCAUCUACACUUCUGAUUUGAGUCACAUCACAUUGAUGGAGGAGGUCACAAAGCAAGCCAGUUUAAAGAAGGGAGCACAAAAGAGGAAGAGAGAGAAUGCGAAUACAGAAGUACCGGGUGAUGUCACUAAAGAGAGCGAGGACGAUCAGGACACUGAAGAAGAGGAAAUUCCACAGCUUGUGCCAAUCGAGACACCAACCAAAAAGCCAAAACAGAUGGAUGUGCCCAAAAAAGGAUUGAAAAAGGCGCCCAAGCCUUCUGCUGGCAAAGGACUUAAGAAAAUCGUAAAAGACAAGAAACUGGCCAAGAAAACGCCAAAGGUCACAUCACGUGGUCAGAAAAUCAAAGCUUGAGGCAAAUGAUGAACAGCCUUUUAAUCCUGUUAACUAUUUGGACACUUGGAUUUUGUUUAAAACGACAAUUUACUGUACAUGCUUACUCUUCUAAAGCUUACGUUUGCAUUUGGUCUGACAGAUCAAUGCUGAAUUAAAAUAAUUCUUAUUCUGA